Nerophis lumbriciformis (worm pipefish) is the source of this 543-nucleotide messenger RNA. The record is from RefSeq and is a predicted model, not a curated record. Lineage: Eukaryota; Metazoa; Chordata; Actinopteri; Syngnathiformes; Syngnathidae.
AUGGACUUGGAGGCGCAGAUCGAGGAGAUCUCGUCAUCGGCCAAAUUCGGAGACCUGAUCGAGUACACCUCCCCCAUGGGCUUCUCGCACUGGGCCGUGUACGAUGACGACGGUCAUGUGAUCCACUUUGCGCUGGCAGAGGAGGGCCAGCUGAUGUACAACAUCCGCACCUCCAUCCAAUCGCUGCUCCCGGUGCCCGGCGACAUCCUGCUGGGCACCACCAUCAUCCGCCGAACGCCGCUGGGCGAGAUCAAGGUCGCCAGCGGCGGCCAAAUCCUGAUCGGCAACGACCGGCACGCGUUCGAGCCGUCCUCGCCCGAGGAGAUGCGGCGGCGAUGCCACGCCCUGGAGGGCGAGGAGCUCGGCUACAAUGUCUUGUGGUUCAACUGCGAGCACUUUGCCACCUUCGUGCGAUACGGAAAAUCCGUCUGCAACCAGAUUCCCACCAGUUCUAUAAACGUGGAGACCAAGUCUGCCACAAAAGUGUUCCAGGACAUUGUCGACGCCAAAGCCGCCGCCGACAACGACGACCUAUCAUCCUAG